AUGUCAGCUGAUCGUAGAGAAGCUGCUAUCAAAGAUGCUUACACAGAAAUAAGACGUUGUUUAGAAUUAUUAAUCGAUACUAAAGAAAUCUCAGAAAACGAUUAUGAUGAAAUUCAAGAUAUCUUACGUCACAAGAGAAGAAGUCCCUCUGCUUCAUCUUAUUCAAACCCAACUAAAGGAGCUCUAUCUCCAAGAAAUGGGCCUCAAUACGUAGAAGCAAUUUAUGCUUGGUCAGGUGAGCAAAAGGGUGAUUUGGAAUUAUGUCCAGGUGAUAUCAUUGAAGUUAUUACCAAAAAAUCCCCUCAAUGGUAUGAAGGUCGUUUAAAUGGUAAAGUAGGUGUCUUCCCUACCAAUUAUGUCAAAUUAUAUUCGAGUGAUGAUAGAGAUUCCAACUAUCAACGUACAGGUAUCAAAACACCAGUACCCACAUCUGCUCCACAUUCUGCUCCACAUUCUGCACCACCACCAUCUCAUGAAGAUUAUGAUUAUACUCCACCUCCUCCAAGAGCCUCUCCUUAUAAUCCACCACAACAGAUGCAAAUGGCUCCUCCUCCACCUACACAACAAUAUUAUGCUCAACCUCCUCCAAUGACAAUGCAACAACAACCUUUACCAUACCCACCUCCAUCAACCGGUUAUUAUCAACAACCACAGCAACCACAAACCAUUAUCGUUCAUGAUGGUAACACUAGUGGUGGUUAUGGUGGUGGUAGUAGUACUUUUGGUAGUAUUGGUAGUAAAUUGGGGAAUGCUGCGUUAUUUGGGGCAGGUUCUGCAUUUGGUGCGGAUAUCGUUAAUGAUAUUUUUUAA
Molecule: messenger RNA, 810 nt
Organism: Henningerozyma blattae CBS 6284
Lineage: Eukaryota; Fungi; Ascomycota; Saccharomycetes; Saccharomycetales; Saccharomycetaceae
Exons: 1
Coding region: 1-810 (269 amino acids)
Biological process (GO): actin cortical patch localization; endocytosis; plasma membrane tubulation
Cellular component (GO): mating projection tip; Rvs161p-Rvs167p complex; medial cortex
Molecular function (GO): protein binding; lipid binding
Source: RefSeq, a predicted model, not a curated record